GUCUGAGCCGCGGGCCAAGGGCGGCGGCGGCAAGGGCAAGAGCAAAGGAGUUGGCAAGGCAGGCAAGACCAACGCGAGCGGAGCCAACCCCCUGGACUACGUCCGCUGUGCGAACUGCUCGUACAAGUGGAACUUCAAGGCCAGGGUGGAGUGCUACAACUGCAAGAAGCCGCUCAAGCCUGCCGCGGUGGACGAGCCUCCGCAGCUACGGGCAUCGGCGUGGUCAUUCGCGCGCGAGCCGUGGGUGCGGCACUCUGACGACUGGUUCGGGUACGAGGCACCGCCACCGCAGCCCGCCCCGCCGUCGGAUGCAGAGUGCCUCGCGGCGUUGGCGGCCAGGCAUCCCGAGCACGGCCAGCAGCUCGAGGCCAUCAAGAUGGCAGUCGCACCACCGCCCGUUGCGGCCACGGUGUUGCCAGAUGUGGCCCUCAACCGCGCCCAGGCCAAGCAGCGGCGGGCUCAAGCCGCCUUCCUCUCCAAGUCCCAGCAGGUCCACGACGCCGAGCAGUGGCUCCAGGCCUGCCGAGAGGAGGAGGUGCGUGCUGGUGAGCUCGUCCUGGCGUGCAACGUGGAGGUGGAGGAGGCCUACAAGGCAGCAGCGCCCAAGGGCGUCCAGGUGCAGGCGCAGGAGGCGCAGGGGCCUGGCGCCAAGGCUCAGCCUGCCGUGGGCCUCAACGUCACGGCGCUUUUGGCGGAAGACUUCCAGGUCGUGGCAGGCGACGCCUUCAGGCUGGACGACCCCGACCUGGACAUCACCGACACGGAGCGCGAGGAGUUCAACAAGUCCCUGGAAGGCUUCGUCGAUCAAGUCAAGCAGCACGUGCGCACCACCUUCGGUGAGGCCAAGACGCAGCUGGAGCAGAGGCGCGGCGAGAUCGACGCCAAGCACCAGCAGCUGCUGGCCAGGCGCCAGCCGCAGGCCCUGCGGCAGCAGGCCCCGCGGAGGCCCCAGCGGCCGCCGCGGCCCCAGCCCAGGCCCCCACCCCUGGGCAGCCUGAGGCCCCUGCUCGGCCUCCUGUUGCUCACCCUCCAGAGCCACCCAGCCUCCGCGGCCCCGAUGGCGCAGCCAAGUUGGCUCAGCUCAGGCGGGACUUGGAAGCAGCAGCCGCCGUUCCAGCUGGGGACGCAGAGGCGUAAGGCCCAGACCUGGGGACCUGAUGCGCCGCCAGAGGCCAAGCCACGAGAGCCCAGACUCGUCCGCCUGGGCAGGCGUGAGCGGGCCAUCCUGGCCACGCGUAUGCGCCGCAUGGCUCGGCACUGGCGCCCUACCCCGUCGCUGGGGACCACGGCUCAGGACCGCAGGCACUGGGACUCCUACUGCGUGCCGUACAUCUUCCACCAGCUGGGCUCUGGGGAGUACACAGCCAUGCUGGACGACCUGGCAGCCACCACGGGCAGCGGAUCCCGAAUUGCCGAGCGCAUGAGGAUUGCACGGGAGUUGGGUGACGAAGCCUGGAACCGUGGAGGGGAUGCCAGGCACCUCCAGCGGCAGUGGCUGGAGCAUCUGCAAGUGGCUAAUCAGGAUGCUUUCGAGCGUGAGGCGGCUCAGCAGGACCGCACCCAGUCAGCCGCGGAGCGGUGGUUCGACCGCCAGUCCCAGGCGACGUCGGGAACGCAGGCCCCCACCGUCUACUUCGACGACCGCAUCCACUGCUGGAGGUUGUGCGCCGCGAAGGUGCUGGAGGCCGACCUCGGCCCAUCCACCUCGACUGGGACCUCGGAGGAGCCGCGGUGUUGCUCUGCCUCGCCCGUUGAAUGCACCGAGCUCACUCCCACCCCAGCCGCGUGCAACCUCACGGGCGAGCACCGAGGCUCAGCUGUCGCAUCUGGGGAAAGCCACUGCGGCCCUGGGCAGCCUAACAUCAUCGAGAUGGCCCAUGAGACUGUGGCACACCCUACCGAGGGCGGGGACGUCAGUGUCGGCAGUGUUGGCGGCCAGUCCACCUGCAGCGGGACUCCGGCAAAGCCCCAGUGCGACGUCGCCAAGUAUCGACCCUCAGCAGCAGGAGCCCGCAGAGGCAAGCGUCGACAGCGGAGCCACAGGCGCUUCACCUUCCACAGCGUCAAUGCCAGCCUCAGCUGGGGCAACGUUGUGGGCUACCUCCACGGCGCGGCACACCAGCAGCUCACCGAGGGCAAUAUUCCGAUCAUCGGUUUCCAGGAGCACGGCAAGCGGCGUUUAUGGGCCGAAGAGAGCGCACGGGCCCUGCUGCCCUUGGGCUGGAGGGCCCUGCCCACGCCAGCGACGGACGGCCCGAAUGGAGGGGCCUCGGCGGGCGUCUUGCUGGCGAUACCUGCCUGCGUCGGCGUCACUCUUGCAUCUGGACAGCGACGCUGGGACAUAUCCCCCCCAGGUUGUGCAGGCAGGCUCCUGAUGGCCACCCUCGAGGCCAAGGGCAUCGGCAAGUUACUGGUUUUCUGUGCGUAUUGCUUCACUGGUCAGAAGUUGGCGUCUGUGGGCAAUUCAGCUCUCCUGUCAGUUAUCACGGGGUGGGCAGUCCAGCUCCAGCUGCCCUGGAUCGUCAUCGCGGACUGGGAGAAUCGACCUGACGCUUUGGAGCGUUCGCCGUGGAACAACCAGCUCAGAGGCCGCGUCGUAGCGUGGCAAUGGGGAGGGGGCACCAACCGCUCCCCGCACGGUGAGCGCGUGAUCGAUUAUUUCUGGAUGCACUCCAGUUUGGCUGCCAAUAUUUCCCCAGCUCGCAUUGACGACGACGCGGUCUACCACCCUCAUAGAGCCACAUUGGUCGAGUUUCAGCAGCCUUGGUCGGCCUUUACCUACACCAAGCUCCUCCGACCCCACAAGUUCCCGAUCCCAGGAGUCAAGCCGAGGCACUUCGAUCUCUCGUGCCCAGACGUGCCUGCAGGUUUCGACCCCGAUGCGGUGCCUACCCAGGAGCUCCUGGACGACACCUGGGAGGCUUUUUGCCACGCCGCCGAGGAGGAGCUGAUCCAGAAGGUGGGUUUGGACCCCAGCAGUCGGCAAGCCGAUCAAUGCCGAGGGCGUGGGGGACCACCGCGCUUCAGGAAGUGCCCGUUGCUCCCGACCCACACCGAGGCCAUCGCUUCGUACGGGGAGGCCAAGCGUUGGAGGUGGUUUGCCAACGAGUUGGCUUGGCUGGGCAUCAUUGAAGUAAAGCUUUUCAGCUACACGGGCGCUUCCGACCUGGCCCUCACCACGUUGCACCAGCAGCGGCACGCCUCCAUCCGCAAGUUGCGUGACCGCUUCAGGCACCACAUGCUGUUAGAAGGCGUGGCUGAGCUGCAGGAGUUCUUCGAGGUUUUCACGUCUCGGGACCGCGGCUAUGAAGACUUGCAGGAGCUCUCGGCUUGGCGCCUCAGCUGCAGUCAGUAUGCCUCGUACUUGGAGUGGCAGAUCGGCAAGGAACGACGAGAUUCCUUCAAGCAGCGGUUAGAGGACGACUUCCCAGGCUCGCAGGGGCUCCUCCACAGGGUCACCAAGUGGCGCCAGGCUUGGCAGGCUCCCAAGGGGAGCAUCUCCAAGGAGCUGCUCCCAGCGGCGCCUCAGGCCGCCGUGGACCAGGAGUUGCACGACUGGUCGAAGGUCUGGGCCAAGGCGGGGAUCGGCGUGGACGGAUGGCAACCCAAGCUUUGGGCCUACCUCACGGACGGCACGCUCUCGGCGCUCGCGUCAUUGCUGGCCUGGAGCUACGACUACACGGCGGCGGGCCAAUCAUCGGAGCGUGCGCUGUGGAAAGCUUUGUUGGACGACGAGCUCGUGUUGGGCACAGGCAUACGUGCGGCCACGAUGCUGGCGGACCUCGCCAAGUGUUAUGAGAAGGUUCCGCAUGAGCGUAUGUGGUGGCUAGCAGCUUGGUGGGACGGCCCGCUGGAGGUGGUCGCGCUCGCCCUGGAAAGUUUCGCCUUUGGCCGUGUCAUUCGUCUCGGGGAGGCCUGCUCGGCGGAGGUCCUGUCCUCCACAGCGCUCCCAGCGGGCAGCCGUUUCGCGCCCACCUUCCUGAGGUUCUACCUCACGCUGUGCUUAGACGACCUGCUGGGGGUUUUCCGCCUCACGAUCUACUUGUACGUUGAUGACAUCGCCCUGCGGGUCAUGUCCACCGAGGCGCGCGUCUUGCACAUGCUGCCGCAGGCCACGCGCUUGCUGUUUUGGAUGCUGGAGUCCUUCUUGGGCCUGGAGGUAGCCCGAGCGCGGGACGGGGCGAGAGGCAAGUGCUCUUUCUUGCAAACGGCCACUCCGUCUUCAGGCUUGACGCAGGCCAUGGCCGUCCUGGGAGUACCGCCCAGCACCUCCGAGCGGUGGCUCGGCAUCGACUACGGUCCCAGCGUCAAGACAGAGAACCAGUCAGCCCCAGUCAGACACGCGCGGCUCAAGAUAGCCAAGCAGCGUUGGCCUAAGAUCCGCGGCCUUCCUCGUGCACGCGGGGGCAAGCUCGAGAUGGUCGCGCGGCAGGGCCUCGGAGCCUCGGUCGCCUACGGCGCCCGUGUCCGCGGCACGCCCAGGCCCAUCGUGCGUUUCAUCCAGCAGAAGGAUCGGGCCGUCCGCAGGGGCGCCACAGCUUUUACCUCCCGAGUCUUGCGCGACGGCCUCGACCCCAGUUGCGCCGACACCCUCGUUCUAGCACCGCUGCUGGCUUGGGCGAGGGAAGCUUGGGACCACCCAGAGGGGCGGCGUGCGCAGGCCACAGCAUGGGCCCGAGUGCAGCAACAGCUCGCGCUGUACAUGGACGCCGACGCUCAGGAGUUGUGGUCAGUGGUGCGCGGCCCAGCGGGGGCCACCUCAGUCACAGUUCGAGCCCAUGGUUGGAGCAUGCCGUCAGCCUUCGAGAUUGUCUUGCCUCCACGUGGCGGGGUGCUCCAAGGGGGGGACGUCCAUCUUGAUCUACUGCAGAUUUGCCCCAAGUCGGUCGAGGCCGCCGUGCUUUUGGCCGCCCGUUCCAGAGCCCUGUGCCAGUGGGCUGCGGCUCAGCCCGAGCGGGCUGCGCUCCUGCCAGCGCCGUGGCUCACCCCAGCGAGGCAGUUGGUCAAGCGGCGCAAGCAGGACGGGUGGCUGCAACACCAUGCCGACGCGGUCGAGAAGGCGGUGUUGGGCGGUUUCCCUUCGCAGGAGGCCCUUUUCUCUUCGGGCCAGGCGGGCACUCCGUAUUGCCAGCUUUGCGACGACACGACCUGUUUCGGCACCCACCAGCACUAUUACUGGCGGUGCGGCAGCCCGACGUGUGCUACGGUGAGGGAGCAGCUGACGGCCCACGACGCGCCACCUACCUUCAGAGACGUCGGCCACCUGGGCGUGUCGGCCUCCUCGUCGGAAGCCUCAAGAUGGUUGUGGGAGCGGGGUUUGCGGCGAACCCCAUGUUACGGCUUGGCUUGGAGUCUACCGUCGCAGCGCACCCAUUGGAUCGUCAAUGGCGCGGCCCCCGAGCUCACCGAUGUGCUGGUUUCGGACGGAUCAGUCAAAGGCUUGGAUGACCUCAGGCACGGCGGCUGGGCGGCUUUGCAGUGCACAGCGGAGGCCGACGACGUGGUGCAGGGCCUGUACGGCCCACUGCCCUUUCCCGACCCCAGCUCGGUCCUGGCAGAGUUGUGGGGUCUCCUCCACGCCCUCAGGCAUUCGGUCUUCAUCACGGCCAUCAUCAUUGACAAUGCUCAGGUGGUCCAAGGCUUGGCCCGUGGCAGGGCAUGGUGUUGUUCAGCGGCCAGGCCCUAUGCGCACGUCUGGCUCGAGAUCUGGAAUCGCCUGGAUGACAUGGACAUCCUUCCUGGCAGAGAGUUGUCGGUCAUCAAAGUCGCCUCGCACAUAUCGCAGGCCAAACGCCUAGAGCUGCCAGAGGAGGUCCAGAUUCACAUGAGGCACAAUGACUUAGCCGACGAAUGGGCCAAGCAAGGAGCAGACCUCAGCGCGCCGCCAGAGUGGGCCACGUUGCAGGUCAAGCAGGAGCUCAAGGCCACCAAACGCGUGCUCGAGUACAUCGGGCACUUCAGGGUCCUCCUCGACGGGGUCAAGCUGGCGGAGCCUAGGCACCCGCACGUUCUGGAAGUGUGCCGCGGUUACUCCAAGUGCACCAACUGCGGCAAGGCGCCGCCGCUCGGCCUGUGCGACAGCGAGCAGACCAUGGAGAUCAGGGCGCAGUUCGCCAGGGUACGGCCUGACUCGGGUUUGACAGCCAGGCAGCGCCGUCGGCUGCUUCGGCAUCACUUCGAUGUGUUGAACCAGGUCAGGGAGCGUUUCAGGGAUCUUCUUGGAGAUCGUGCCCCGCCUGAGACGGCCUCCUGGCACCAGUGGGUCUUCGAGCCCCUCUCCUCGGAUGACGACCAAGGAGGUGAUGCGGCAGGCCGCGCCGCCGAGGACGCCCAUGGCUACGACGAUACCGACGAGUUCGCGGCCCUCAGCGUGCACAGCGACCUCGAGGUGGUGGAGGCAGACGGCAAGGCCACGCAGGCCACAGGCACCCAGGCGUCAGAGCGCGAGUCGUCGCCCAAUCCCGACCUCGCCCCCAGGGCACUCCAGCCACAGGAGGAGGGAGCUCCAGCGGGAGGGGCGAGGCGGGAGGGUGUUUUGCGGAUCCGCAGUGCGGCAGCCACCUGUUCCCAGGACGUGGACGACGGUGCUACGGCUGGCGCUGGGGCAGCUCCUGUUCCCACGGUGCCGCCUGCUGCUCAACCCGCUGGCGAGCCUGGAGCUGAUCAGGGCGAGUUGGCCAGCUCCCUGGACGUGGACGGCAAGGCUGCCACCCAGGCAGCGGCCGCUGUGUGCUCCGCCCCCUUGGCGGCACACCAAGCUCGCGCUGGCCAGGGCAGCCUGAAACACGGUGGCAAGGCCCCAAGGACUGGUUCCUCAGCAUCCUCGGCGGCGGCGGCGGGCUCUGGCCAGGGCGGCCUGGCGCCGCUGGCGGGGCCCCCGCCGCCCUCGGCUGGGGCUGCGGCGGCCUCGGAGCCAGAGCGGGGUGCGCGCGGGCGGGCGGCCUCUGCCCGGCCCGCCAGGAGUGGCCAGGCGCUGCCUGAGACGGCCAGAGCCGCUUCAUCGGGGCCUCGGCCACAUACGGUCGAGAUCAUUGGCAACUUCGUGGUCUGCGUCGUGUGCGGUUCCUACUACAGCUCGGUGGCCAGGAACCUCGGCGGGCCGUGCAGGCGGCUGGACCCGCGCGACCCAGGCGACAAGGAGCGCCUCAG
Prorocentrum cordatum is the source of this 7149-nucleotide messenger RNA. The record is from the annotation of a GenBank genome assembly. Lineage: Eukaryota; Dinophyceae; Prorocentrales; Prorocentraceae.